AUGGGUUUCUAUACAGAGGUUAAAGAAAAAAGCAGCGAAAAGGAAAAAACUGAGCUGAAGUACAUGUCAAAUAAGACACAACAAUCGUACGAAGAUUACAAGAGAGUAGUGAUGCUCAUCAUAAGGUUAAAACUAGCAAAAAUUAAGAGAACAAAUACAAAUACCAGCACACCUAUAAAUACAAGAGAACUGAUGAGAGACGAAAAUCUGAAGAAGAGUUAUGCGAAUCAAAUUAAUGAAAGAGUGCGAGUAAUAGAACAAAAUGAUGAUAUCGAAGAGAUGGUCAAUGAUAUUAAAAGAACGAUUCUGGCAGUAAACAGGGAAGUUAAAACACAGAUCAGAAAGAGAAAGCAUAACGAAUGGAUGACGGACGAAAUUAUAGAUCUAAUGGAAAAGCCAAGGCAACAUAAACAACAACCAAAAGAACGUUGGAUGGUGGAAAGGUGCAACGAAAUAGAACAAUUGCAGAAAAAAGGAGAUAGUUUUGCACUACAUAAGAAGAUCAAAGAAAUAUCGAAUAUACACAAAAGCCACCACAGAACAAGAAUACGCAACGACAGAAACGAAUACAUAGAGUCAGAAGAGGAGAUCGCAAUGGCGUGGAAAGAAUACGCAGAAAGCCUUUUUAAUGACGAAAGACCAACACAACCAACGCGCAAACUUCCUUCCGAAAACUUAUCAGGGCCAUCAAUAAUGCGAAGUGAAAUAGAAUAUGCAGUUAGAACCACAAAGAUGCAUAAAGUAACAGGUCCAGAUGAAAUUAAUAUAGAAGCAAUAAAACUACUAGACGAUGAGAAUAUCGAAAUCUUGGUAAGGCUGUUCAAUGGAAUUUAUGAUACUGGUUACAUUCCGCGAGAAUGGCUGCAGUCAUCCUUUGUGAUGAUCCCAAAAACAGCUAAUGCCACAAAAUGCAAUGAACACCGCUUAAUCAGUUUAAUGAGUCACUUGUUGAAACUCUUCCUUAGGAUAUUACACCUAAGAAUGUACAAUAUACUAGAAGAACUUAGCGGGUCAACACAAUUCGGUUUUAAGGGAGGACUAGGAACAAGAGAGGCAAUUUUAUGUUUGAACACCUUAGUACAAAACUGCUUAGAUCAACGAAAAGAUGUCUAUCUCACCUUCAUCGACUACGAGAAGGCAUUUGACAAUGUGAGGAUUGAUCAAGACCAAUAUACGGAUGAAUUUGAAAUCCGGAAAGGUGUCCGCCAAGGCUGCAUACUCUCUCCGAUACUUUUUAAUUUAUAUGUUGAAAAUAUAUUUGCGGAAGCAUUAGAAGAUACGGAAUUAGGCAUUAAGGUGAACGGCAUACCAAUUAGCACCCUACGCUAUGCGGACGACACAGUGAUUAUAACUGACAAUUUGGAAGAUCAGCAGUUAUUACUUGAUAGGGUGAAUAGCAUAGGUAAAAAAUAUGGCAUCAAAAUCAACAUUUUGAAAACGAAAUAUAUGGUCAUUAGCAGAAACCCUCCAGAAAACCCGAUAAUAUGCAUAGGUGACAAUCGUAUAAAACGCGUGAAAACUUUUAAAUACCUUGGCACUACAAUCAAUGACUAA
Messenger RNA from Diabrotica balteata, 1554 nucleotides. NCBI's taxonomy places the organism in Eukaryota, Metazoa, Arthropoda, Insecta, Coleoptera, Chrysomelidae. The record is from the annotation of a GenBank genome assembly.